CACCCACAAAAGCCCAAUGGCUACUACCAUCGAGGCACAGUUCUCUCUGCACAAAAACUGUGGAACUCUAGAGUUAAGGGUUUAAGAACUCACCUAGAAAGAGCUUCUUCUUCUCCAUUUCCAGACCUCCUCUCUUUCAUCAUCAUACUAGAGAAAAUGGAGACAGUAAGGCUCCGUCUAGUGUUUGAUCAAAUUUUAAGCAAAGUACAAAAUACGCAAGGCCUUAAACGUUGCUGGAUUCUCCUUAAACCCCAACAUCAAACCAUCUCAGAUCUUUCCUCUUAUCUUCUCAAUGUCUUCAACCUUCAAAAUCACUGCCCUCAUGGUCUUCUCCUUUUGAUGGAAGGUUUUGCUUUACCAGGUUUUGAGUGCACUUCUAUUUUGAAGGAUAAAGAUAUAAUCAGGGUGGAAAAGAAUGGUGGAGUAUCUUCUGAAAUUGUGAUGGUAGGUGAUGAUGUGAAUAAUGCAUUGGAGGUGGUAGAGAUUGUGGAGACGCAGCCCUUGGUUACUACAGGUAUGAAUCUUUUAGCAAAUGAGGAAUUUGAGAAGGAAUCUGGAGGUUAUCAGAGUGACGAGGAAGAGGAUGUUCCAAAACAAGAAGAAGAGGCAGUGCAUGUGGUGGAAAAUGCUUCAGAAGUGAAAACAAUUUCCAAAAAGAGAAAGGCAAUGAAGGACCUUAAGAGCCCAAAGAGGAAGAAAACUAAAUCUGCUCGUGCUGAAAAGCAUGCAGCUGUCCUGGAGGAUAUGGGAAAUAAUGUUACUGGGGAGCAAAAUGGGACUUCAUGUACUCCCAAAUUUGAUGAAAGAAGUGAGAGUAGUAAAGCUUUAUCCAAAGCAAAGAGGAUUUCUCAGCCUCAAGAAAAUGGUGAUGCGAGUGUGGAUGCAUCCCCUAGUACUAGUGGAACCAAAAAGUUGCCUAGUAGAAGUGCUCGACGUAAACAAGCCAAGAGGAGAUGGUUGAGGGAGAAACUUAGAGCUGAAAGAAAAGAGCAACAUCAUAGGCAAUUGCGUGAAAACCAUAAUCUGAAUUCAUCUGAAAAGAAUAAACAGCAAAGCUCUCAAACCUUGGCUGAAAAAGGGAAUAACGGCGUUUUUGAAGAAUUACCUGAAAGUGGAGGUGAAGAACCCCAGGAAGAUGAUCAACAGCCAGAUAAAGAUAGUGAUUUAGAGGAUGAUAUUGUUCCUAUCGUGAUAAGGCCUGGACAUAUCCGCUUUGAGCCUCUCAGUAAAGCGGGUGCUAAUCAGGCUGAGCAGCAAACUCACAUUCCUGUGGAGAUAUUUCAUUGGAAUGGUAUAACAAGCAAAAAGAAGGGUCAGAAAUGGGGCAAAGAAAAAGCUACAUCAUAUAAAAGGAAUGACCAUAGAAAUGUCAGUCAAGAGUGCUCCGAGGUGCGAAAGGAUGGAGGAAGACCUGUAUAUGACCGUGUUGACUUUGAGAAGCUUGAAUUCUAUACUACCUUACCUAAGGAAGGCGACGUGAUUGCUUAUCGUUUGAUUGAACUAUCACCAUCCUGGACCCCUGAAAUAUCAUCCUAUCGAGUUGGAAAGAUAUCAAGAUAUGACAUGCAGUCCAAUAGAGUUCGGUUGGUGCCAGUCCCAGGAUAUCCAGUGACUCACAAGGAGACAGGCGAUGAUGCAUCUGCUGCACCAUCAGAAACCAUCCCUUAUGCAAAAGAUGGUUCUUUAUGGAUAGAGUUUGCAUCACUUAUUGAAGUUCGUCUUGUCACCCGAGGCAACUCAAAUUCAGUAAAAUCAGUUGCUGGUGAAAUUGACAAGGUCCCUGUCAGAGAUCAAGACAAUAGAACAGGUUGUCGGUCCAACAAUGGCAAUGAAUCUCAUGUUUCUGCCCAAGAAAAUGGAAAAGGAAAUGCAUGGGAAGAAAUUAGCGAGGCUCUGAAUGCAAAGAAGGCAGAGCUAGCUCAGGAAGAUAAUUGGAAUAAGCCUGGGAGUUCAGGCAGGAGACCAUGGUCCUACAAGGCCUUGAGAGGCAGUGCACUGGGUCCAACAAUGGCUUUAUUAAGAGCACAAAACGAACUAUGAGUAAAUUAUCUGCCUUUGGAAGUUACGGUAAAGUUUUCACUUGUUUUUGCAGCUUCUAAGGUAUGUGAGCCUUUAGGUUCCAAUUUUUGGUUUUCAUGUAUGUAAUGACAAAGACAUGGGGAGGCUACUGAUGACUAUGCUUUCUGUAUAGUGGUGCUGUUAUGUCUACUACUGUUUCUCCGAUUAGUACAGACUCGGGUUUUUGUUGUUCA
Messenger RNA from Ricinus communis (castor bean), 2252 nucleotides. Its product is annotated as coilin. Gene Ontology annotation, biological process: spliceosomal snRNP assembly. The coding region runs from base 157 to 2040 and encodes 627 amino acids. The record is from RefSeq and is a predicted model, not a curated record. NCBI's taxonomy places the organism in Eukaryota, Viridiplantae, Streptophyta, Magnoliopsida, Malpighiales, Euphorbiaceae. The transcript has 13 exons. Gene Ontology annotation, cellular component: Cajal body. Gene Ontology annotation, molecular function: U2 snRNA binding; U1 snRNA binding.